UGCUGAAAAAUGGAGGAUGCAGUGGGACUGGACUGAACGGUCAGGAGAUAUCUCUUCAUUUUGAAACAAGACCCGCUUCAUGAGAACAAAGCACUGCGGGCUUGAGAUGGAGUUUUCCUGGGCAAUCGGCCAGGAAUACCGGCGUUUGCUGCUCUCACUUCUGUUCCUUUCAACCUGGAAGGCCGGGAGCGGCCAGGUCCGCUACUCCGUCCCGGAGGAGGCCAAACACGGCACCUUCGUGGGCCGCAUCGCUCAGGACCUGGGGCUGGAGCUGGCGGAGCUGGUGCCACGUCUGUUCCGGGUGGCGUCCAAAGGCCGCGGGGACCUUCUGGAGGUAAAUCUGCAGAAUGGCAUUUUGUUUGUGAAUUCUCGGAUCGACCGGGAGGAGCUGUGCGGGCGGAGCGCGGAGUGCAGCAUCCACCUGGAGGUGAUCGUGGACAGGCCGCUGCAGGUGUUCCAUGUGGAGGUGGAAGUAAAGGACAUUAACGACAAUCCUCCUGUGUUCCCGGGAACACAAAAGAAUCUGUUUAUGGCUGAAUCCAGGCCGCUUGACUCUCGGUUUCCACUAGAGGGCGCUUCCGAUGCAGACAUUGGGGCCAACGCUCUGCUGACUUACACACUGAGCCCCAGUGAGUAUUUCUCGCUGGAAAAACCAUCCUAUGAAGAGCGAGUAAAACGUCUUGGGUUAGUAUUAAGGAAACCUUUAGACAGAGAAGAAGCCCCGGAGAUUUUUUUAGUGCUUACCGCCUCUGAUGGCGGCAAACCUGAGCUGACUGGCACCGUUCAGUUACUCGUCAAAGUGCUGGACGCCAACGACAACGCCCCAGCUUUCGACAGAACACUCUAUGAAGUGAAAUUACAGGAAAAUGUUCCUAAUGGAACGUUGGUAAUUAAACUUAAUGCCUCAGAUUUAGACGAAGGCUUGAAUGGGAAUAUUACAUAUUCAUUCUCAACUGAUAUUUUACCAAAUGUGAAAUCCAAGUUCUACAUAGAUCCAAUUACUGGAGAAAUUAUGGUAAAGGGAUAUAUCGAUUUUGAAGAAAGCAAAUCCUAUGAAAUUCUUGUAGAGGGCAUUGAUAAGGGGCAGCCCCCACUCUCUGGCCAUUGUACAGUUAUGGUGGAAAUUGGCGACACCAAUGAUAAUGUCCCAGUAAUGGAAUUCAAGUCCUUGUCCCUCCCAAUUAGGGAAGACGCUCCACUGGGCACCGUCAUCGCCUUGAUAAGUGUGUCCGACCUCGACUCCAGUGUCAAUGGGCAGGUGACUUGCACCCUGUCGCCCAGUGUUCCCUUCAGGCUGGUGUCCACCUUCAAGAAUUACUAUUCAUUGGUUCUGGACAGCGCCUUGGAUCGCGAGAGUGUGGCGAACUAUGAGGUGGGGGUGACCGCGAGGGACGGGGGCUCGCCUUCCCUGUCGGCCACAGCCAGCGUGUCCGUGGAGGUGUCCGACGUGAACGACAACGCGCCCGCGUUCGCCCAGCCCGAGUACACGGUGUUCGUGAAGGAGAACAACCCGCCCGGCUGCCACAUCUUCACGGUGUCGGCGCGGGACGCGGACGCGCAGGAGAACGCGCUGGUGUCCUACUCGCUGGUGGAGCGGCGGGUGGGCGAGCGAGCGCUGUCGAGCUACGUGGCGGUGCACGCGGAGAGCGGCAAGGUGUACGCGCUGCAGCCGCUGGACCACGAGGAGCUGGAGCUGCUGCAAUUCCAGGUGAGCGCGCGCGACGCGGGCGUGCCGCCUCUGGGCAGCAACGUGACGCUGCAGGUGUUCGUGCUGGACGAGAACGACAACGCGCCCGCGCUGCUGCUGCCCGGGCCGGGCGGCGGGGCGGGCGCUCUGAGCCAGCUGGUGGCUCGGUCGGUGGGCGCGGGCCACGUGGUGGCGAAGGUGCGCGCGGUGGACGCGGACUCGGGCUACAACGCGUGGCUGUCGUACGAGCUGCAGCCGGCGGCGGGUGGCGCGCGCAGCCCGUUCCGCGUGGGGCUGUACACGGGCGAGAUCAGCACGACGCGCGCCCUGGACGAGGCGGACGCGCCGCGCCAGCGCCUGCUGGUGCUGGUGAAGGACCACGGCGAGCCGGCGCUGACGGCCACGGCCACCGUGCUGCUGUCGCUGGAGGACAGCGGCCAGGCGCCCAAGGCCUCUUCGCGGGCGUCGACGGGCGCCGCUGGCGCGGAGGCCGCUCUGGUGGAUGUGAACGUGUACCUGAUCAUCGCCAUCUGCGCGGUGUCCAGCCUGUUGGUGCUCACGCUGCUGCUGUACACGGCGCUGCGGUGCUCGGCGCCGCCCGGCGAGGGCGCGUGCGGGCCCGGGAAGCCCACGCUGGUGUGCUCCAGCGCGGUGGGGAGCUGGUCUUACUCGCAGCAGAGGCGGCAGCGGGUGUGCUCUGGGGAGGGGCCGCCCAAGGCAGAUCUCAUGGCCUUCAGCCCCAGUGUACCCGACUCUGGGGACAGAGAGGAUCAGCAGCCAGCAACUGAGGAUUCUCUUUCAAAGGUUAGUUUAUAA
Eubalaena glacialis (North Atlantic right whale) is the source of this 2503-nucleotide messenger RNA. RefSeq names its product protocadherin alpha-4-like. Gene Ontology annotation, cellular component: plasma membrane. The transcript has a single exon. Lineage: Eukaryota; Metazoa; Chordata; Mammalia; Artiodactyla; Balaenidae. Gene Ontology annotation, biological process: homophilic cell-cell adhesion. Bases 80 to 2503 code for a protein of 807 amino acids. Gene Ontology annotation, molecular function: calcium ion binding. The record is from RefSeq and is a predicted model, not a curated record.